This is a messenger RNA of Cyclocybe aegerita, 2052 nucleotides long. NCBI's taxonomy places the organism in Eukaryota, Fungi, Basidiomycota, Agaricomycetes, Agaricales, Hemipholiotaceae. The record is from the annotation of a GenBank genome assembly.
AUGGCCUACAGAAGCCACACCGCCUCCCCUGCUGGGAGCCAGUCGCCCUCGCCCUCCUCCUCCACCAAUCCAUCCCCCUACCUCACCACCACCCCGCUCCUCGACCUCAUGACCAACAACAGCAACAGUGAUGAUCGCGAGUCCUCCCAAAGCGCGCACGGAACACCCAACCAACCCACCUCCGCCCUACCUCGCACCCAGAACUCGGGCAAAGGAGGCUGCUGGACAUGCCGUGUUCGACGGAAGAAAUGCGACGAGCAGCGCGAAGGCGACUCGUGCAAGACGUGCAAACGCCUGACCAUCAAGUGCCUCGGAUGGGGUCCCAAGCGGCCGGACUGGAUGAGGGAUAAGAAGAACGUCGAUGCGUACAAGGCUAGCAUCAAGGCUCAACUCUCGUCGAAAGGCCUUAUUCGCGGACAGCCUCGGCACAACCCGAUCCAAGUUCCGCCGCACCGACGCCACAAUGCGAAUACGAACGGCAAUGGGCAUAGCUCCUCUGUGAGCAGCCGCAACCACAGCUACAACGCAUUCCAGCAAAUUGGCGACCCCGCCUACAACCAUAGUCACAGUGAUCUCUUGAUGCCCGCGCUGCCCGGUUCCUCCAGCUCGUCCUUCGACCAGCUGACCACCUUCCCCGACGUUUUCGAGCCCGAGACGAGCUUCCACCCUUAUCAAUCUCAGUUGAACCCGGUUCAGCCGUAUGCAGUCGGAGGCGACCCCUUGAACGAUGCAUCGUACGGAUUCCUGCCGAUACCCCCAACCACCCCCAACGACCUCCUCAGCUCAUCACUUUCCUCGCUCUACAACCCUUCUGGUCAUGCCGGAAUGCACGAGCAGCUCGUGAUGAACUACUUCAACGACGUUAGAAAAGUGCAAUUCUUCUUCGCAGGAGAAGCACUGACCGAUAUUACGUACUCUGCGAUUGUCGAAGAGCCUCGCGGAGCCGUGUCGCUGGCGAUCUGUGCCUUGGCCGACCUGUAUUCGAAGCAGAUGCGCGUCUCGCAAGGGCUAGAAGCGCCAAAUCAAAACGCGGAAAAUUCGACGAGCUAUCUGCGGCAUGAGGCGCUGUUGCGACUCGAGAACAACAACGCGACUCACAACGGCUGGACAGAAAAAGAUGCCCUCGCGGCCUUACACCUCAUCAGCCUAUCGCAGAUGGCGGGCGGAAGCUGCGACUGGGAGCAGCCGUUUGGCAUCCUCUCCCAAUGGCUCCUCCAGACGAACCUCCAUCACGCCGAAAAUCCCUGGAUGGCCUUCCUCAGUCUGUCCCCAACCUCCCAACUUUGCGUCAAAGCGACAUUGUGGUUUGACGUGUUUUCCAGCCUUUCGGUCGCCCGCCCGCCUAAAUUCUUGCCGUUAUGGAAGAGGCUUCUCGGCGACCAGCAAAGCUUUUGGGGAAACGGAGCUGAGCUGGAAGUGCCCCACCGCCUGAGAAUGGACGCCUUGACGGGAUGUCCAGAUGAAGCGAUGUUGGCCAUCGCCGAGGUGUCUGCGCUCGCCCACUGGAAAGCGUCGCAAAUACGCAACGGCUGCCUAAGUUACCCAGAGCUUGUUCGGCGCGGAACGGUUAUCGAGCAACAGCUACGGCGUUUUUCGACGGACCCGUCGAGCGGCGCCGACGUGUCGCAACCGCGACUGCACUCGAAUGGAGAUGCGACAGUCCCAUCGGAGGAGGAGCGCUCUUGGGCCGCAAGUCUUUUCCGGGAGGCGGCAAACCUAUACCUCCAUACCGUCUUGAGCAACUCCACGCCUGGCGUACCUGAGAUCAGCACUUCGGUGGAAACGAUUGUCCACCUCUUUUCAAAGUUUCAACCAAGCGAUCUCGACAGGGCCCUCGUCUUCCCAAUCUGUUUUGCUGGUGCCAUGUCGAACGACUCCACGAGGCGCGACUUCCUCAAGGGUCGAAUGCGUGGGCUGAACGACAGUUACGGCAACCUCCUCCAAACCCGGCGUCUCAUGGAGGCCGUCUGGCAGAAACGUGAUGUAGGCGGAAAAGAAGUUGAUGUUCGCGAAACAAUACGAGAGCAAGGACUUCAAUUGCUCCUUAUCUAA